This is a messenger RNA of Mobula hypostoma (lesser devil ray), 2750 nucleotides long. RefSeq lists its product as uncharacterized. The transcript has 6 exons. The record is from RefSeq and is a predicted model, not a curated record. The coding region runs from base 839 to 2101 and encodes 420 amino acids. Gene Ontology annotation, biological process: regulation of extrinsic apoptotic signaling pathway. NCBI's taxonomy places the organism in Eukaryota, Metazoa, Chordata, Chondrichthyes, Myliobatiformes, Myliobatidae.
UUUGUGUGGGACUGGAUAUUCCAGGGAUUGUGGUGGAGGAGUUUGGCCAAUUGUAUGAUCAAAUUCCAUGAGUUUAACUUAUGCCAGGCUUAACUUGUCCAUUGGAUUGCUCUCCUAAUUAAAAAAAAAAUCGGUUCUCAGAUAUCUCAGAUCAUCAAAGGUUCAGUUUAUAAUCAAAGUAUACAACUCUGAAAUUCUUCAAUUCUCCGCUAACCAUUUAAACCAAGAAAGAAAAGAACAGCAACCCCCAAAUCCCACCUCCCACACAAAAAAAAAUGAGAAGAUCGGGCGAAUAAACACAAAAUAUAAAAGCUAUAAGACUGAAAAAAAACAAGAUUUUAUAGUCCAAGUCCACAUCCAAAAAUGCAGAAAAAACCUGGUCAGCACUCUCGGCAGCAGCAGGCUCUCCCUCUCUUCGGUAGCGUACCAGAGCAAUCAAAAGACAGGCAGCCUACCCUCGACUCUCACUUCGAUGCUUCAAUCACCCUCGUUGCUGUAGUCGGCGAAUAGUAGAAGCUUUAAUCGGGGCCAAACAUCGGCUUGCGCCCCAUCCUGCAGCCUGCCCGCUACGAAGUUUGCACAUGCUGUCUCUGCCUCCCGGAAUCCUCCGGGGGACUGCCGAGCACUGGAACACCAAAACCAUCUCCCGCACUCGCCGCUUUAAUCGGCGGAAUGGAUGUUUGCUCAUGCUGCCUUUGCCUCCCCGAAUCUCGAAGACUGCAAAGCACCAAAGCGAUCUCCAAACAACAAAACACGGUCUCCAACAGUUCCAGAAUCGUAUCCAAGACGAGAAACAAAUAUAAAAGACAUAAAAGAGUGAAUUUCUGAAACUAAAGCAAUGCAGUCGCUACCUGAAGUUCAUGCCACCAGCCACCUUGGUUGCUCAGAAAACAUUGUGAAUUUGAACUUUAGCAAACUCCAGCCAAGAAGAGUGGUCGAGGUCUACAUCAAACGCAGCUUAAGUCUAAAGGAAGGUGGUGCCAACAACAAGAUAAUGAAGUGGAGUUCUCUUCCAGGAAAUGUCUCACCAAAAAACAUGAAGUGCAAGGAGGGAGCUGGCCUGAACAUUCCAUGGAAACAUUGCAGGGGUCAAGAAAAAAUGCAAAGUGAAACAGAGGGUCAAAAGCAUAAAGAUAAAGCGAUGCCUUCCAGCACCAGCUCUUCAAACAUUGAGUCAAGUGUGGAGAAGUCACCCAGUAAGUGCAGGAGCAAAGAUGGGAAAAAAGGAAGAAAGUCUCAAACCUUCUUUGGAAAAAUUGUGAGUUCCCUGUGGAAAAGGAAAAGUGAUGAGAAGAAAUUUGAUGGGCAUAAAAGAUUGAGAGACCCUGGGCCUCCCCUAGCUGAAAACCCCCCAGAACACAAUGGAAAACAGCACCUUGCUGGAAUCCAGGAGCCACCUGGAGAGCUGCCCAUCAUUCACAAGCUCAAGAAAAGAAAUAGCCUCCGGAGAGUGCUCUCUUUAAAGAGGAAUAAUUCUGAAGUUAAAGACAUUGGGUUGGCUGGUCCAGGAGCCAGUAAGAGUAAGGAUGUCCGACCCAGUCUGCUGGAUCUCAACAGUGGAUGCAGGCCAGAAGAAAACAUAUCAGUACGAGACUCUGCGUACCUGUAUGAGCAGGUCUCUGAGGAAGUCGAGCGGAUUGUGCAGACGUCAGAGUCCGCUGAAGGAUGUGAAGAUAAAGGAAGAAGUGCAAGGACAGCAGAGGAAUUAGAAACACAGUGCUUGAAAUCAGCAGAUGAUAACAUUUGGAAAAUUAUUGAAAUACUCCAAAAUGUUGGUGAUCAUGUUGACUCAAAGCUUCAAGGAGAUUCCCAGCUUUCGACUUUCUUCACAAACCUCAGCUACGACGCCUUCAAGGAACUGGCAGACCAAUAUGUCAAAAAGGAGGUGAAGAACAAGGGACUGCAGGAGAAUCCCGAGCUUGUCAAGCUGGCAUUUACACUUGAUUUUACUGCAAAGGUUGCAGGGGUCUGUGACCAUCAGAUCAAGCGGAUCACAGGCUUCGGGAGCCAGUACCUCCAGGAUACCUGUUGGCAGAUGCUCAGCUCCAGUGAACAGAACGAACCAACAAACAGCACAGAACGGCCUCCCAGUCCAGACUGAAGGAGACUGACUGAACAAUUGCUUCUAUUUUACAUCUUGAAGGAGUCUGCAACUUCCUGAAUGUGUAGAGUGAUUCAGACUGAGCAGAACAUGAGAACAAACUCACAGCUCCUCAGUAACUCUACCCUGUAGAUGCUGUGACUACAACUGUGGCUCUGUCCUCUGCUGCUUGGCUGCAGUGAGAAUAAUCUCUGGAUUCCACCGAAGUACAACGUGCCUCUUGUUUGGCACUUCUCCACCUGACAUGGAGCCUUCCUAGACUGGGCUGUAGAACAGAGAUGCAUCGGCCUACCUUCAAACAUUAUCAUCUAGUGUUUAUGGCAAAUUCACCACCUUUGCAAGGUAGUAGAUGAACACACCUGUUAUUCAGAGUAAGCAGCCAUUCAGUGGAUGACCUGCAGAGUGAGGCAGCUGCAGAACUUGUUCUUAAUACAGAAGUACCUCUGGCUUAUUCCCCCUUCCUUUCCAGUUGGAUGAAGGGUCUCGUCCUGGAACGUUGACUGUUUUCAUUUGCAUUGAUUCUGCCUGACCUGCUAAGUUCUUACAGCAUUUUGUGUGUGUCAGUCUAACCUUGUUUGAUGUUUUCUCUGGUGUUUAUAUUGUUAUUUAUUGGUAAGAAUGACUUCGUAUUUCAGUGCAAUAGUGUGUG